AAAAAAGUAAUACAAAUUUGAUGCAGAAGGUUGUUGAAUACAUUUUUGUUUUACUCUAUUUUCCAGAAGUUUUAACAGGAUUUAUCGAAUAUGGAGUUUUCUAUAACAACUGAAAAUUGUAGGAUUUGUCUGGAAAACAAACCGGAAAGCAAGCUACUCAGUGAUCAUUAUUCGGCGAAAGAUUUGCCUACCACAGCAAAACUGAAAUUGCAAUGUUACAUGGACGUUUACAAAUUUGUUGCCGAAAUACAUGCUGAACCAGCUUCGAAAUUAAUAACACCACCUUCGACGUCACUGUUUUUCCCUAAACGAAUUUGCAAUGAAUGUGUAGCUCAGCUAAAAGUGGCAUUCGUCUUUCGUCGUAAGCUCUUGAAGUCUGAGAAAGUUUUGAAAAAUCUCCUUCAUUUAUAUGGCCAACAGGAUUUGGAAGAAACUGUAGAACAGGAAAUUGAAGUCAAAGAAGAGGACACGAUUGAUUCCAAUGACGAGGUACAGGAGUACGAGUAUGUGGAUCAAGAACCAGAAGAAUAUUCGGCUGAAAGUGAAUAUGAAGAACUGGCUGACAGUUCACCCGUGGCUUGUGAUGUUCAAAUUAACCUGAAUCAAGUUGAUUUUAAUCGGCAACUGAAAAAAGAUAGCAUUACUCCUGAAAAAUCGAUGAGUAGAGGCUCAAAUAUUGAUGUGAACCCAGAAAAUAGCAGGGGUAAUAGCCCAUUGUUUACAGACAAACCCGUUACCAGUCAAUGUGAAGAUUGUGGAAAAAUGAUCUCGACAAGAUAUUUGGCAAAACACAGAGAGAAUCACCGAGUAGGAGGCAAGAAAGAUAAAAGUUUUGCAUGUGACUUGUGUGACCGUCGAUAUACCCUGAAAGAGAAUUUGAACAAACAUAAAAGAAUCCAUUCCAAUGAUAAAAGGUACACAUGUCCCUACUGUGACGAGAAAUUUAUGCACUGGGCAUCUCGUAAAUACCAUAUCAUCUGUCGACAUACGGGUGAAAAACCGUAUGUCUGUGAAAUAUGUGGUAAAGGUUUCCGCCAUUCAUCUCAGUACUACACUCAUGUUCGACGACAUACCGGAUUGGCUCCUUAUGCAUGCGAACUGUGUGAUAGAAAGUUUAUCACCCUGCAAUGCAAGAAAAUGCAUAUGCUGACACACACGGAUGCCAAGAAUUUCCACUGCGAUGUGUGUGGAAAAUCCUACAAGUCAAAAAAGUCACUGCGAGUUCAUAUAAGAACAUUACACGAUCAAGAAAAGAACUACAUUUGUCCUAUAUGCAAUCGAGCGUUCUCUCAGAAUCAUGUAUUGAGGACCCACCUGUUGAAAACCCAUCCUGAAUAUGAACCACCACCGCCGGGGACUAUCGUCAGCAUUCGGGCAAUUGAGCGAAUGAAGGAGCAAAGCACAAUAACUGCCAAUAUUUCAAACAACGUCUCACUAUGUUAAAUUUAUGUUGCAGUGUAUGUGAAGGAA
Molecule: messenger RNA, 1470 nt
Organism: Ochlerotatus camptorhynchus
Lineage: Eukaryota; Metazoa; Arthropoda; Insecta; Diptera; Culicidae
Product: myoneurin-like
Exons: 2
Coding region: 91-1443 (450 amino acids)
Biological process (GO): regulation of transcription by RNA polymerase II
Cellular component (GO): nucleus
Molecular function (GO): DNA-binding transcription factor activity, RNA polymerase II-specific; zinc ion binding
Source: RefSeq, a predicted model, not a curated record